This is a messenger RNA of Melospiza melodia melodia, 6154 nucleotides long. RefSeq names its product RAP1 GTPase activating protein 2 (gene RAP1GAP2). Gene Ontology annotation, molecular function: GTPase activator activity. Lineage: Eukaryota; Metazoa; Chordata; Aves; Passeriformes; Passerellidae. Gene Ontology annotation, cellular component: cytoplasm; plasma membrane. Gene Ontology annotation, biological process: activation of GTPase activity; regulation of small GTPase mediated signal transduction. Bases 16 to 2334 code for a protein of 772 amino acids. The record is from RefSeq and is a predicted model, not a curated record. The transcript has 26 exons.
GGCGGGACCCCCGGCAUGGCCUCGGGCAAGGCGGCGGGGGAGCGGCGCUGGGAGCUGGUGCGCUGGUACGUGCGAGAGGGCCGCUUCCGCAUCGAGGAGAGGACGCUGACGGCUUUCCAGUGGCUCCACUCGCCCCAGCAGCACCGCAUCGUCAGCAGGGCAGACCUGGGCUCCCCCAGCAGGAUCGACAAGACGAUGCUGGCCAGCCUGAAGAUCAAGAAGCAGGAGCUGCUGAACAGCACGGAUGUGGCCGUCCCGGAGCGGCCGCUGUCCCCCCCGCUGACGGCGCCCCCGACCAUGAAGUCGGCAGAAUUCUUCGAAAUGCUGGAAAAAAUGCAGGCACCAAAACUGGAAGAACAGAGGUCUGGAAGCCAAAAACACAAGGAAGACUACAUCCCGUACCCCAGCAUCGAUGAGAUCCUGGAGAAGGGCAGCCCAUACCCACUGAUCAUCCUGCCCCAGUUUGGGGGGUACUGGAUAGAAGACCCAGAAAACCUUGGCACGCCCACCUCAUCUGACAGCAGCAUCUGCGAGGAGGAGGAGGAAAACCUCAGCCCCAGCACCUAUGGCUACAAGCUGGAGUGCAAGGGAGAGGCCAGAGCCUACCGCAAGCAUUUCCUGGGGAAGGAUCAUUUAAAUUUCUACUGUACAGCCAGCAGCCUUGGAAAUCUGAUCCUUUCUGUUAAAUGCGAGGAGACAGAUGGCACAGAAUAUUUAAGGGUUAUACUCAGGUCUAAAGUGAAGACAUUGCAUGAAAGGAUCCCAUUGGCAGGAUUCAGCAAACUCCCGAGUAUCCCCCAGAUUGCAAAGGCCUUCUGUGACGAUGCCUCUGGGCUGAAGUUUAACCCGGUUCUCUACCCCAAGGCAUCCCAGAUGAUAGUGUCCUAUGAUGAGCAUGAGGUCAACAACACGUUCAAGUUUGGUGUGAUCUAUCAGAAGUUCAGGCAGACACAAGAGGAGGAGCUGUUUGGCAAUAAUGAAGAGAGCACUGCCUUCAAGAACUUCUUAAGUUUUCUGGGAGACACCAUAACUCUCCAGGACUUCAAAGGUUUUCGAGGAGGCCUGGAUGUCAGCCAUGGGCAGACGGGAGUGGAGUCUGUGUACACGGUGUUCAGGGACAGGGAGAUAAUGUUUCAUGUCUCCACCAAGCUGCCUUUUACCGAAGGAGACACACAACAACUCCAGAGGAAGAGGCACAUUGGCAACGACAUAGUGGCAAUUAUCUUCCAAGAGGAGAACACCCCAUUCGUGCCAGACAUGAUUGCCUCCAACUUCCUGCAUGCCUAUAUCGUGGUGCAGGUGGAGAACCCCGAGGCAGACAAUACAGCAUACAAGGUGUCAGUCACAGCCCGGGAAGAUGUUCCCUCCUUUGGCCCGCCCCUGCCGAGCCCGCCGGUGUUCCAGAAGAGCCCCGAGUUCCGGGAGUUCCUGCUGACCAAGCUCAUCAAUGCUGAGAACGCCUGCUGCAAGUCCGACAAGUUUGCCAAGCUGGAGGACCGGACACGGGCUGCCCUGCUGGACAACCUGCACGACGAGCUGCACGGGCACACGCAGACCAUGCUGGGGCUGGGGCCCGAGGAGGACAAGAUGGAGAAUGGCGGUCACGGAGGCUUCCUGGAGUCUUUCAAGAGAGCCAUCCGGGUGCGCAGCCACUCCAUGGAGACCAUGGUGGGCAGCCAGAAGAAGCACCAUGGCAGCGGCAUCCCAGGCAGCCUCAGUGGGGGCAUUGCCCACAACAGCGGCGAGGUGACCAAGACCACCUUCUCGCCCCCUGUCCCAGCUGUUGCUGCCAAGAACCAGUCCAGGAGCCCCAUCAAGCGCCGCUCAGGGCUGUUCCCCCGCCUGCACACGACAUCGGAGAGCCAGGUGGAGAGCAGGGCAAGGUGCGACAGUGUUUCUGGAGCCCAGAAGACACCAGAUUUGGGACAUUCUUCCCAAGAGAUGAAAUCUGAAACCUCAUCCAACCCCAGCUCCCCUGAAAUAUGCCCCAACAAAGACAGGCCUUUUAUCAAGCUGAAAGAGAACGGGCGGUCGAACAUCUCCCGUUCCUCCUCCAGCACCAGCAGCUUCAGCAGCACGGCGGGGGAGAGCGAGACCCUGGAGGAGUACGACAGCGUGGGGAGCCAGCCCUCCACGGCGUCACCGUUCAAGCAGGAGGUGUUUGUGUACAGCGCUUCGCCCGGCAGCGACAGCCCCGGCGCGGGGGCCGCGGCCACCCCCGUCAUCAUGAGCAGGAGCCCCACAGCAGAUCUAAAGAACAGAAAUUCUCCAAGGUCCAACCUGAAGUUUCGCUUUGACAAGCUCAGCCAUGGCAGCUCCAGCCUGAGCCACUAGCAGGAGGAAGUCAUGAACUUGUCACAGAAUGUUUCAACAAAGGGAAAAAUCUUCAACCCCCCAUGGAGCACGCACGCCCCGGCCAUGGGCAGCGAGGUGCCCUUGCCCACACACCAGAACAGAGCUCUCACCUUGCUGCAGCCCUGUCCUGACAGGGACAGCCACCUUCUCACCCCGUGCUGUGCAGCACAGCCCUGUGCCCCUCUGCGUGCAGGAGGGGACUGUCCCUGCCUGUGCUGCACUCCUGGCCAGGGCCAUGUCCCCCUCUGGUCACCCUGUGCUUGCCCAGUGUGCCGCAGCUGGUGGCACCGUCCAUCCCCCUGUCCCUGGGUUGCCUGGCAGCUCCUUCUGGGCAGAGGGGCAGCAGGAGAGACCUCCACAAAGUUUAGGUCCCUCCAUGCUUUAUUUGCAGUUACCAGUGGGGAAACAGGGGUUUGUUUAUGUUUGUUUUUUGAAGGGUGGGGGUCAGGCCAAGGUUAGGUGUUAGUGGCUCUGGGGCAGUUUACCUUCCACCAUCGUUUGCUGUUGCUCUUCUCUGGGGACAAUGGGGCAGAACCUCCCAGGGGGGUCCUGGGCAGCUCUCCCUGGAGUGGGGUCUACAGGGUCCCUCCAGCCAUCCCCCAGCUCCUGCCUACACCCCAAAACUCUUGGGGCAGAGGCAGCCCCUCGCUCCAGACUUGCUCAGUUUCUUGCACACGAGGCAGUGAGUGACUUGGCCCAGGGAGGGCAGCUGGGGACAGCAGCCAGCUCAUCCUCCUUGGCAGGUUCAUCCUGCCUUCUUUGUCCCUGCCUGACACUGGGCACAGGCCUGGGAAAGGUGAUCCAAAGUUGUGCUGUAUUACGGCUUUAGCUUUUCUUAGUGCUAGAACUGGAACCAGAGGGGAUUUGCCUGGUGGGCUCUGCUUUUCCUUAUGGCUUGGAUCACCAGGCAGGCAAAUGCAUAAAACUCUGGUGAUUUGGGAGGCAUUAGGCUGCUCCAGCCCUUACAGAGUCUGUCCUGCUGCUUUUGAGCAAACUCUUGUUAUUAUGAAAGGAUUAUAGAUUCUGCAAGGUAACUCUCCGAUAAUGCCCUUUCCCAGAAAAUACCUCUCUCAAUAUGCCAAGAAAUCCUUUUGCUCUUUUAUGGAGCUUCAUGUGAAGUUUCCUGAAGCCUGUCCGUAAAUUUCACAUUGCCCAUAGAUUUCCCUUACCCAUUUUCUGGAAGACAGGCCAUGAUGCUGCAGAGAUAUUCCCCCCUGUCCCCCCAGCCUGUGACCUUUGGACACCCUCAUGAAAUCAAGUUCUCAGUCUCAAGUGAACGCAGUUCUUCAGGUUUGUGAUUCCUACUGAAAGCAGGACUUUGAGUGCCAAAGCCGCCUUCCCCCGUGGGUGCUCCAAGAGCACAAAGCGCCUGGCAGAGGUUUCAGAGGGGCAGAGCUGUGCUCCUGGAGCAGCCCUGGCUGUGCCUGCUCCUGCUCCCCUCUCUGGGGCCAGUGCUCAUGGGGUUCAGCCACCACCUGCCCUCCUCCUGUCAUCUCCCUGGCCAGAGGCGAGCCCAGGCAAGCAGGACGUGCUCUGCUCACCCUGGUCCUGCAGGGAGGUGCUCUCCAAGAGCCUUAGACCCGGUUCACACAGGUGCUGGAAUUAAUCCAUGGGGAAGGCUGUAGCUAUGAUGGGUGGGGGGGAUCCAAGUUAAAGAAGGAGAACAGUUGUGAAAAGGCAGGGGACAGUUUCACCGGCCCUAAGUGCUGUGUAGGACUAGUAAAUACCAAUAACUCCCGUGGGCAUGCUCCCUCCUGCUCCCAGCCAGCUGCAUUUCAAUAGGGUUUAAGCCUUGAGUUUCCUCUGGAAGGGGAGCAUGCCGUGUGCUCAGCCCAGCCCGCAGCUGUAGGUGUCUCAGGAUCACACACUUUGCUGCUCAGCACUUGUCUGAUGAUGCUUCAGUAGCACUUUCAAACCCACCCCCAAUUUGCCUCUUAGAAGCUUUGGUCUGAUUUCCUGAGGCUGCAGAGUGAAACACUGACUGGUGCAAUGACUUGCUCCCAGGGUCUGCUCUGGGAUUUUUUCCUCUGAGAAGUCACUCGGUUCUGUAGAUGUUGUCAUUCCUGUGGGUGUUGAUCUCCGUGAGAUCUUUCAGCAGAUGAUGCAGUGGCUACUGUCAGCUGGUUUGCCAUUUUUGGUUGUUUUGUUGCUUUCUUUUUUUUUUUCACUUGAAACUGCGGCUUUCUUUUUUGACCUAGAUAGAUUUGGGAAUUAUUCGAACGGGACUAACAGGCAGAGAACAGUGUGAAGCUUCAGGGAGGGUUGCAGUGCUCUGGGCUUGUCUCUCUGCCAGUCCACCAGAGCAGCGCUGGGGCCGGGUUUGGCUCCAGGGGCCAUGUCCCGCAGCGCUCCUGGGUGCAUUCCCUGCAGCGCUCCUGGGUGCCAUGUCCCGCAGCGCUCCUGGGUGCAUUUCCCGCAGCGCUCCUGGGUGCAUUUCCCGCAGCGCUCCUGGGUGCGUGUCCCGCAGCGCUCCUGGGUGCAUUUCCCGCAGCGCUCCUGGGUGCGUGUCCCGCAGCGCUCCUGGGUGCAUUUCCCGCAGCGCUCCUCGCCAGGGGCAUGGAGCCCGCUGUGUGCCCUCCAGCAGCGGGGUCGGCUGCCCUGCCCUGCCCUGCCCUGCCCUGCCCCACUCUGGCCGGGCUCCAGCCGCCCCCGCAGGGCUCCUGCCGCAUCCCGGGCACUUCUGCGCUGCCAGCGGCCGUGCAGGUGCUCCUGUAGAUAUCUUGCAAAAUGUUUUGUGCUCAUAAGUGACACUUACACAUCUAUACAUAUAUGAAAGGGAUAUAUAUAUAUAUGUAUAAAAUAUAUAUAUUUAUAUAUAUAAAGGAAAGGAUCCUUAACUGACACUAGAAUUACUGGGCAGUGCAUUUUCCUUUCUGAUUCCACUGUUUCCAUGCACACAGCUUCUGUCCUCCUCAGAAGUGACAUGGCAGAGGGAGCAGAGGGGGCUCAGAAAUGCCUUAGGGGGGUGGUGGGGCAGCCCCCGCUGUGCGGAGGCGUUUCUGGGGGUCUCUGACCUGCUCUGCAGAGAGGUCCCUGUGGCUGGGGGUGCUCCCCCUCUGCCUGCUGGAGCUGCAGCCCCUCGCUCGGCCCAGCCCAGGUGCAGCUGCAGCCCUGGGGCCGCUGCUGCGGGUCCGGUGCGGGACCUUUCCCUGCGGGGGCAUCGCCUCGGCCGGGGCUGGCACAGCCCUGCCCUGCCCUGCCCUGCCCUGCCUGGGCUUCCCUUCGGCAGAGCUCUUGGCACGCACUCGCAUCGUCUCGAAAGGCCACAGAGCCGAAGCACAACAGGAAUGGCUUUUUGUGAGGGAAGCAGGGCAUCGCAAGCACAAACUCCGUUCCUUCCCCGAGCUCUGAGGGUCCCCGGGCUGUUCGUGCCGCCGGGGCCGUUCCGGGCCGGAUCUCGGCUGCGGCCGGUGCCGGUGCCGGUGCCGGUGCCGGUGCCGCUCUGCCGUCGCUGCCCCGCUCAGCCCCGCCCGGCCCCGCACGCUCCCAGCGCCCCAGUGAAUGUAGCGCUGCCCGCGUCCUGCAAAGGGAACGCUGCGCUUACAGCAGAGAAUGUGAGGAGAGUUUAUAGAGUGACUAUGAAUCCUGGAGAAAUGUAUCUGACAAAGUUUAUUUUUGAUGUAGAGAGGCAGUGCUUUGUAGUUUCUGGUGACCUCCGUCUGUUGUAAAUAAUGUAUAUUUAAUUUAUUGCUAUGGUAGCAGAUUGUUAUGUAUAAAACUAAAGGUUCACAAAUGUAUAUUUUGUUGCUUAAAUGUGUCUUUGCAAAAUUCACAAUAAAUAACAUAUUUUGUGUCCAUA